Phoenix dactylifera (date palm) is the source of this 1679-nucleotide messenger RNA. Its product is annotated as pyruvate dehydrogenase E1 component subunit beta-like. NCBI's taxonomy places the organism in Eukaryota, Viridiplantae, Streptophyta, Magnoliopsida, Arecales, Arecaceae. The record is from RefSeq and is a predicted model, not a curated record.
GCCCUCUCCCUCUCCUCACUGUCUUCAGCCGCCCGGCCCCUUAGAGUGAGAGGGCCCUCUCCCUCUCCUCACUGUCUUCACUUCUCUCUGCCGCUUCCAGUAUACGUCGGAGCCCUAGAUCUCUCUCGUGCCGCCUCCCUCUAGCGAUUCUUUUUUAUUCUUUCGAUCAUUCCGAAGAUGGCAGCGGCACUCCAGACGGCGGGGACACUGACGGCUUCGUCGAAUCUCGUCAUCAACUCCGAGAGGUUUCGGUUCGGAUCGCUGCUCCGAUCUCCCGCAGGAAUGAAGGGAACCAUUUUGGUUGUGAAAUCUGAUGGAAGGCAUACUGUUGGUUUUAAUGCCGGGUUGCGUGGGGCGAAUUUGAUCCCAAAUGCAGUUGCAGCAAAGACUGAGGAUUCUGCAAAAUCUACAUAUUCCAAGCCUGGGCAUGAGAUUCUGUUGUUUGAGGCUCUACGAGAGGGUUUGGAAGAAGAGAUGGAUAGAGAUCCUCGAGUUUGCGUUAUUGGGGAAGAUGUGGGUCAUUACGGUGGCUCAUACAAGGUAACCAAAGGCUUAGCAAAUAAGUAUGGAGAUCUGAGGGUUCUUGACACUCCCAUUGCUGAGAACUCCUUCACAGGCAUGGGCAUCGGGGCUGCAAUGACAGGCUUGAGGCCAGUUGUUGAAGGCAUGAACAUGGGUUUUCUCCUGCUGGCCUUCAAUCAGAUCUCAAACAAUUGUGGUAUGCUCCAUUACACUUCUGGAGGUCAGUUUACCAUUCCAAUAGUGAUCCGAGGGCCUGGAGGUGUAGGCCGCCAGCUUGGGGCAGAGCACUCACAGCGCUUGGAAUCGUAUUUCCAGUCGAUUCCAGGUCUGCAAAUGGUUGCCUGCUCGACCCCCUACAAUUCCAAGGGACUGAUGAAAGCAGCUAUCAGGAGUGAGAAUCCUGUAGUAUUGUUCGAGCACGUGCUGUUGUACAAUUUGAAGGAGAGGAUCCCUGAUGAGGAUUACAUUUGUUGUCUGGAGGAAGCAGAGAUGGUACGAGUUGGUGAGCAUGUAACAAUCCUGACAUACUCACGCAUGAGGUAUCAUGUGAUGCAGGCUGCAAAGACUCUGGUGAACAAGGGAUAUGAUCCUGAAGUUGUUGACAUUAGGUCAUUGAAGCCAUUUGAUCUCUACACCAUUGGGAAUUCCGUGAAGAAGACACAUCGUGUGCUGAUAGUGGAAGAGUGCAUGCGUACUGGUGGAAUUGGUGCCAGUUUGAGGGCGGCCAUCAUCGACAAUUUCUGGGACUACUUGGAUGCUCCGAUCAUGUGCUUGUCAUCACAGGAUGUGCCGACACCAUAUGCUGGCUCAUUGGAGGAACAGACUGUAGUGCAGCCAGCACAGAUUGUGGCUGCGGUGGAGCAGCUCUGCCGAUAGAUAGGCUUUUGCAGGCAGUUUUUUCUUUUUAGCAUCAGGGCUUGGAAUCCUGUCUGUUCUCAAACAUUGUGUUACUUAGUUUUGGGUUCCACCUCGAUGGCAGUGUUUCCAUACCGUCUGAUUAGCUUGCACCAUUUGAUUUCUUCGUACUAUGGCCUAGCAUUUGUUAGCUUAAAAUAUUCUUUCUGUUGUGCUAAUUAGAAAUCUUUUGAGUUCCAUUGGUUUAACUAGGUGAACUUGAGGUUUUGAACUUGUGAAAGCAAAGGAAAUUUUCUUUUUUC